Molecule: messenger RNA, 1661 nt
Organism: Phytophthora nicotianae INRA-310
Lineage: Eukaryota; Oomycota; Peronosporomycetes; Peronosporales; Peronosporaceae
Exons: 2
Coding region: 164-1507 (447 amino acids)
Biological process (GO): positive regulation of mitochondrial fission
Cellular component (GO): mitochondrion
Source: RefSeq, a predicted model, not a curated record
ACGAUUCUAGCCAGUGUUCCGCAAAAUGCAUCAACAGCCGGUCCACGAGCAGAGUCGGUAGGUGCAUGUACCGUAGACACUCGUAGAGUCCAGGCAAGCCACCGCAAAGCGUGUGCAAGAAGCCACAGAGCAUUUUGCACCUUCAUAACCCAAUCGAGUCACAAUGGCAGGCCCAACGAUGGAAGUGGUGUCGCCGGCACAGGCCGAGGACGACAUGCGGCCGUCGCACAUGCACAACUCGCGGCUGUCGACCGUCAACUUCUAUACGCCCAACAGUGACGGUCUGGGCGCCACACAGGUGCUGGGCGGCAGUCAGGCCCCUCGGCAGUCCUUGAUGGCGUCCGUCAUGCGUCCGUCUUCCAUGAUGCGUCCGUCUGUAGUCACCGAUUUGAGCAACAACUUCUCUGAGGCGAAAAUCCACGACGCACACGUGCAAGUGUUCGCUAGCGACGUGCUCAUGGAGGGCCAACUCACCAAGAAGGGCGAGUCCGGGCUGCAGGCGUGGAAGAAUGUAAGUCGCAUCUUCGUUCUGCGUGGGCAGGAGCUGUCGUACUACACUAUCGACAACAAGCAGCGUUAUGGCGCGUUGAAAGGCACUUGGGACAUCGCAGGUGCGUCUGUGGAGCGUCAAGACAAUUCGUCUUUCAGUUUGAAGCUGGCAAACGGGAGUAUCCGCACUCUUGGCGCUCCGAAUGUGCAGACUCUGAUGGACUGGAUGACGGCGAUUGCUGUGGCUGCUGAGGCCCACAUUGUGAAGCCCACGUCCGACUUGUCUCUUGUGGACCAGAGUCGCACAACGCACAUUAUCUUGGUGCGUCACGGCCACUACGCCAGUUCACAGACACCGUCUGUGGACAUGCACGGACCGUUGACGGACUUGGGCGUGCAACAGGCUCGUGCGACGGGUAGAUUCCUGCACAAAUACCUCUCCGAGCGAAUGGUGUUGAAGCGAUUUCCCAAGUUCCCAGUGUAUCACAGUGGCGUGCGUCGGGCAGUGGAGACAGCCGAACGUAUCGGAGACGCCUUCCCUUCUGGGUCGCUGGAGUUCCGUGAGAACAAAUUAUUCCGCGAGGCGUGGCCAGGUAACCCACUGCCGAACGGCAACCGCCAGCAAUUGGCGAGAGAGAAGCUGGACAACAUGGUGUCGGACUGCGCUCGGCUCAAAAUGGCAUACCGUACCAUGUUCCGACACCUGAUUCCACAGGACUUGGAGGUGAACGAGCGUCAACUCAGUGAGGAAGACCUGAAGCACUACGCUAAUACGUUCGGCAUUCGAUCAACGCAGACCCGCGCGAAGGACAGAUUCCGUGUGGUGGUGUGUCACGCCAACAUCAUCCGAUGGUUCGUGUGCAAGGCGUUGGGCGUGGACCCUGAUGGCACGUGGGGUCGCAUGCGCUACAACCACUGCGGUAUCACCGCCAUGGAGGUUGACAGCGUCGGUAACGUGCAGCUCACUUACAUGAACCAGACAGGACACUUGGAAACCACGCAGCUCUCGGAGGUGUAAGAGGUGCUGAGUGUACCAAGUGAAAGUUACCUACUUAGUAUUCAACUGACCCGAUGGAAUGUAGGAGCGUCGAGCGUUCAGUAUCGAUUCGUUUAUAUUGGCUUUGCAUCAAAAAUCUAUCGAGUGUCAAUACUUUUAUCACGUUACCUUGUCA